AUGGGUGCACUCGACCGUUUGAACCAAAUCUCGAGCCAGCUCUCGGGCGGCGCCAAGGCCGCCGAUGGCAAGGCAAAGCUGCUAGAGAAGAGCCCCGACGAUGUGGUUGUGACGGCCUGCCUGCGCACACCAUUCACACGAGGCGGCAAGGGCGGCUUCAAGGACACACAGGCGUCGGACCUGUUGGCAGGCGCGUUCAAGUCGCUGCUGGAACGGUCCAAGAUCGACCCAGCCUUGGUGGAGGACAUUGCAGUGGGCACGGUACUGGCGCCGGGUGGCGGUGCGACCGAGAUGCGGGCAGCCGCGCUGGUGGCCGGCUUCCCGACGACGACGGCGGUGCGGACGCUGAACCGGCAGUGCUCGUCGGGGCUGCAGGCAUGUGUGGACGUGGCCAACCAGAUCCGGACCGGGAUGAUUGACGUGGGCAUCGGAGCGGGUGUCGAGAGCAUGAGCACACAAUACGGCCCCGGUGCUGUGAGCGAGUUCUCGGAGCUGCUCGAGAGCGUGCCCGAAGCAGCCAACUGCAAGGUGUCGAUGGGCCAGCUGUCGGAGGACAUGGCCAAGGCCCGGAACAUCUCGCGGGCGUCGCAGGAUGCGUUUGCAGCGGCGUCGUACCAGAAGGCCGCCAAGGCGCAGGCGGCAGGUCUCUUCAGCGACGAGCUGGCGCCGCAGACGGUGCGUUUCGAGGACCCCAAGACGGGCGAGACGCGGACGAUCACGGUCGAUCGGGACGACGGGGUGCGGCCGGGUGUCACGGCCGAGUCGCUGGGCAAGGUUCGGGCAUCGUUUGCCAAGGAUGGGAGCAUUCACGCUGGCAACGCAUCGCAGAUCUCAGACGGUGCGGCGGCCGUGCUGCUGAUGCGCCGCUCCGUGGCCGAGCGACUCGGUCAGCCGGUACUCGGCAAAUUUGUCGCCGCCUCUGUCGUCGGCGUGCCGCCACUUCUGAUGGGUAUCGGUCCUUUCAAGGCCAUCCCGCGCGUGCUCGAGCGCACCGGUCUCUCGGUCGCCGACGUCGACGUCUUUGAGAUCAACGAGGCCUUUGCCAGCCAGUGCCUCUGGUGCGCCGACCAGAUCGGCAUCCCCGCCGAAAAGAUCAACCCGCUCGGCGGCGCCAUCGCCUUUGGUCACCCGCUCGGCUGCACUGGCGCCCGCCAGGUGUCCACCUUGCUGUACCAGCUGCGCCGCUCCGGCCAGCAGAUCGGUGUCACCAGCAUGUGCAUCGGCACUGGCAUGGGCAUGGCGGCCGUCUGGGUUGCUGAGUAA
This is a messenger RNA of Grosmannia clavigera kw1407, 1263 nucleotides long. Its product is annotated as 3-ketoacyl-CoA thiolase peroxisomal a precursor. Gene Ontology annotation, biological process: fatty acid beta-oxidation; phenylacetate catabolic process. Bases 1 to 1263 code for a protein of 420 amino acids. NCBI's taxonomy places the organism in Eukaryota, Fungi, Ascomycota, Sordariomycetes, Ophiostomatales, Ophiostomataceae. The transcript has 4 exons. The record is from RefSeq and is a predicted model, not a curated record. Gene Ontology annotation, cellular component: peroxisome. Gene Ontology annotation, molecular function: acetyl-CoA C-acyltransferase activity.